This is a messenger RNA of Penicillium brasilianum, 2134 nucleotides long. The record is from the annotation of a GenBank genome assembly. Lineage: Eukaryota; Fungi; Ascomycota; Eurotiomycetes; Eurotiales; Aspergillaceae.
CAAGACCCACCGACUGCCAGGUACACAAAAAUGUUAAGCUCCGCCUGCCCCCAAACAUUCCCACGGGUCUCGAUCCCUUGUUUUGAUAGUUAAGAAGAAUACCAACAGAAAGCCCAUCGAAGAUUCCUUGCAGAAACUUGCAGAAAUAUGACUCUUGCCGAGACCCGGGCCUCACAAGUGCACAAACCACCGGCUAGUCUCCCCGCUAGACACCGGCCACCCGGUUCUGAUGUUAUUAUGGAGAGCCGUUGCACUCCGGCCGACCCUAUGGCAUUCCGUGGCGUCAACAUGUGCAUUGAGCGAUCAUCGCUCAUUUGCUCAUAGCCUUAGAUUAGCUCGCAUCGUCUGGCUUCCCAAUGGAACCAGUCCCCACGUGUAUUGUGGUAUGUUGUGUGCGCUGCCACUCCGGAUGCUCCAUGACAACGCGGACAGUAUAAAUGCAGUCCUGUCGCGUCUUGGGAAUGAUUCCCUCUUCUCGUUCACCAGCCCAAGCUCCCUCUAUCUUUUAGGUCAGACUCAGCUGUUCAAUUAUGAAGGCCAACACUCUCCUUCCCCUUUUGGGUCUCACCGGCAGCGCCGUCGGCGCCGUCGUUGCUCGCAACGACAAGACUCCCUUUGGCUACGCCUCUGGCUCCAAGGAGUCCAUUGCCAACCUGAAGGACAAGAUUGAGAACGUUGUCUGGAUUCUGUUGGAGAACCGUGGGUUCGACAACAUCCUGGGUGGUGUGCACAAGAAGGGUCUUGACAACGUCGUCAACAAUGGACCUUUCUGCAACCCAUUGUCCGUCAAGGAGCCCAAAGGCCAGAAGAUGUGCAGUCAGUUCAAGGAUUUUGACUCCGUCAUUCACGACCCGGAUCACUCUCUCACUGGUGUCAACUUCGAGCUCUAUGGUCAGUGGAGCCCCGACAACGCCGCCAUUGCCAACGGCAGCCUGAAGCCUAGCCUUGAUGGCUUUGUCGAGCGCCAGGUUGAGCGCUACAACAUCUCCUCCAAGCUCGCCACUGAGGAGGUCAUGGGCUACUACUCCGAGGACGAGAUCCCCACUCUCGUUGACCUGGUCGAUGAGUUCACCACCUUCAACUACUGGCACUCUUGUGUCCCCGGCCCUACCAACCCUAACCGUCUCUGUGCGAUCGCCGGUACCCCCGACGGCCACGGCAAGAACGACAACGACUUUGAUGUCUCUGCCAUUGACAUCCCCAGCAUCUUCCAGGUUGCCUCGGAGAAGGGCAUCUCCUGGAAGAACUACGACGGCACCAACGGCGCCUUCCUUUCCGACGCCUUGUUCUUCAACUGGACCGUGGCCAACGCCAAGUCCAGUGUGGUUCCUUUCGAAAACUUCUACCAGGACGCCUACCUGGGCACCCUCCCCAAGCUGUCCUACCUCAACCCCUCCUGCUGCGGCCUGGACACCAACUCCAUGCACCCCACCGGCAACGUCUCCACCGGCCAGGUCCUUCUGAAGCAGGUCUACGACGCCGUCCGCACUGGUCCCCAGUGGGACAAGACCCUGCUGCUGAUCUCCUUUGACGAGACAGGUGGUUUCUACGACCACGUCGCUCCCCCCUUGGCCGUCCGCCCCGACAACAAAACCUACACUGAGAAAGCCUCCGACGGCUCCAGCUACACCUUCAAGUUCGACCGUCUUGGUGGCCGCAUGCCCACUUGGCUCGUUUCCCCCUACGCUCCCCAGGGUCACGUCGAGAACUACGGUAUUGACCCCGCCACUGGCAAGUCUGCCUCGUACUCUGCCACCUCCGUUCUCAAGACCCUGGGUUACCUGUGGGAUUUGGAGGACUUGACCCCCCGUGUCUCUCACUCCCCUGCCUUUGACCACCUGAUCGGUCCUAAGGCUCGCUCUUCGGCCCCUACCACCCUGGCCAACCCCCACCCCUUCCCUGAGGCCGUUUAAAUGGGGAUUGCCGGGUAGAGUACCGCUUUCUCUUUUCUUCUCUUCUCACACUUUCUCUGUGUGAAUGACCGGGUUGAUUCCAUACGAAUGUAAAUUGAAUGUAAUUAUGAAUUUUGAAUAGCAAGUAUAGAAAGAACUUGGUGCCUUGAGUUCCUUUAAACCACCCCUGGAGGCAUUGGCCGCUGCUGGCAUCCCAUACCUUGGAAUUUUUUCAUGCAAAC